This is a messenger RNA of Chelonus insularis, 1103 nucleotides long. RefSeq names its product Cleavage and polyadenylation specificity factor subunit 4 (gene Clp). Bases 146 to 1012 code for a protein of 288 amino acids. The transcript is spliced from 4 exons. NCBI's taxonomy places the organism in Eukaryota, Metazoa, Arthropoda, Insecta, Hymenoptera, Braconidae. The record is from RefSeq and is a predicted model, not a curated record. Gene Ontology annotation, molecular function: RNA binding; zinc ion binding.
GGGACAGUUAAAGAUAAUGACCGGCUUUGAAAGAUGGCAGCACCACGAGAGAGUAAAAAUGGCGUCGAGUUAUUUGUAAAAUUUGACACUUAGUUAUGAUAAAUAAUUGUAAAUAAAUUCUGUUUGUUGUGACAUCAAUUAAAUAAUGGAGUAUUUAGUAGCGAAUGUCGAUGAAAUGAAAUUUGACAUUGAAAUUGCUUUAGAUGAACAAUAUGGCGCUCUCCCGUUACCUUUUACCGGCAUGGACAAAUCAAUUGCGGCUGUUUGCCAAUUUUAUCCAAGUGGUUCAUGUACCAAAGGUCCUUCGUGCCCAUUCAGACAUGUUCGAGGUGAUCGAACUAUUGUAUGUAAACAUUGGCUCAGAGGACUUUGUAAAAAAGGAGACCAAUGUGAAUUUCUUCAUGAGUAUGAUAUGACGAAAAUGCCGGAAUGUUAUUUUUAUUCAAGAUUUAAUGCAUGUCACAAUAAAGAAUGCCCUUUUCUACACAUCGAUCCUGAAACAAAAGUUAGAGAUUGUCCUUGGUAUGAUCGAGGAUUCUGUAGACAUGGCCCACUUUGUCGACAUCGUCAUGUCAGAAGAGUUCUUUGUAUGGCUUAUUUAGCUGGAUUUUGUCCUGAAGGUCCUAAUUGUAAAUUUAUGCAUCCAAGAUUUGAACUACCUGCUGUUCAAGACAUGCAGCCAAAGGAGGGCAAAAAAGUGAUGAUUACCUGUCACUUCUGUGGAGAAGGUGGACACAAAGCAAUCUAUUGCAACAAGAUGCCUCCUGAUGUGAGAGAAGCACAAGUGCGGCAAGAAAUUGAAAGUGGUGGUCCUCAUCAGCCAUAUCAUCAUAUGAAUAUGCACAAUGGUCCACCUCCACGAGGACCUCAGAAACCAUUAGAAGAAGUAACGUGUUAUAAAUGUGGAACUAAAGGCCAUUAUGCCAAUAAAUGUCCGAAAGGUCAUUUAGCAUUUUUAAGUCAUGCGAAUUCAGCGGGAGGCAAUGGAAAUGAAGCUAAUUAUAGAAGAUAAUCUUGUAAUAAAUUUAUUUACUCUUAAGAUUGUCAUGUUAUUUUUUUCCUGAUAAAUUAGCGAAAUAAAAUUAUGAAUUUUCUACGAAAAA